This is a messenger RNA of Hipposideros armiger (great roundleaf bat), 1843 nucleotides long. RefSeq names its product YJU2 splicing factor homolog B (gene YJU2B). The record is from RefSeq and is a predicted model, not a curated record. The transcript is spliced from 11 exons. NCBI's taxonomy places the organism in Eukaryota, Metazoa, Chordata, Mammalia, Chiroptera, Hipposideridae. Gene Ontology annotation, biological process: mRNA splicing, via spliceosome. The coding region runs from base 461 to 1645 and encodes 394 amino acids. Gene Ontology annotation, cellular component: U2-type spliceosomal complex; post-mRNA release spliceosomal complex.
GCUCCGGCGGUGACCCAAACUCAGCCCUGGCCCUUACUAUACUUGUAGGGCCCCUCGAUUUUCCUCACUGGGUUGUGGUGAAGAUUUUGUAAAAUGACCCUUGUAAAACGAUAGACAUGAGAACUAAUCAAAACUACCGUUUAUCUCGGUGUCAGCCGCUGCUCUGAGAACUUUAUUCAACUCAUUGAAUCUUUAACAGCAACCUUAUCAGGUUGAUACUUGUGUAACUCCCAUUUUAUAGAUGAGGAAACUGAGGCCCAGAGAGAGGAAGCAACUUGCCAAAAGUCAAGCCACUAGCAAGAAGCAGAGUCGGGAUCCGAGUCCAAUGAGAGAGUCUCCUGGUCCCUGUAAGGAGAACAGACCUUGGGAGUCAAGGACAGAGCCAGGAGACCAGAGGAAGGCAACUGCCCUGGUCCAGAUUGGCCACGUUGAGGGUGAGGACCAGUAGGCGGCUCCCAAGAUGGGUGAAAGAAAAGGUGUAAACAAGUACUACCCUCCGGAUUUCAACCCUGAAAAGCAUGGCUCUCUCAACCGGUACCACAACAGCCACCCGCUCCGGGAACGGGCUCGGAAGCUGUCCCAGGGCAUCCUCGUCAUCAGAUUUGAGAUGCCGUAUAACAUCUGGUGUGACGGCUGCAAGAACCAUAUUGGCAUGGGUGUUCGUUACAAUGCAGAAAAGAAGAAGGUUGGCAAUUACUACACGACCCCGAUCUACAGGUUCCGGAUGAAAUGCCACCUCUGCGUCAACUACAUUGAGAUGCAGACAGAUCCUGCCAAUUGCGACUAUGUGAUCGUGAGUGGUGCCCAGCGCAAGGAGGAGCGCUGGGACAUGGCAGACAAUGAGCAGGUGCUGACAACAGAGCAUGAGAAGAAGCAGAAGCUGGAGACAGAUGCCAUGUUCCGCCUGGAGCAUGGUGAGGCUGACCGGAGCACGCUCAAGAAGGCUCUCCCCACCCUUAGCCACAUCCAGGAGGCCCAGAGCGCCUGGAAGGAUGACUUCGCCCUCAACAGCAUGCUGCGGAAAAAGUUCCGGGAAAAGAAAAAAGCCCUGCAGGAGGAGGAGGAGAGGGACCAGGCCCUGCAGGCUAAGGCGAGCCUGGCCAUCCCGCUGGUGCCUGAGACAGAGGACGACCGCAAGCUGGCUGCCUUGCUCAAGUUUCACACCCUGGACUCAUAUGAGGACAAGCAGAAACUCAAGCGGACAGAGAUCAUCAGCCGCUCUUGGUUCUCCUCUGCCUCAGGACCUGGCAGCAGCAGCGGCAGCAGCAAAGCUGGCAUUGUCCUGAAGAAGCUGGCCCAGAACCGCAGAUCUGCGACUGCCGGCAGCCCCAUCACCGGGGGGGAUCUGGGCAUCGUGCGAAGGCAGUCCCGAGAGGUCUCAGAGAGCCCCCAGCAUGCUGCUGAGUCUGGGGAGCCAUGGGUGUUAGAGGGCACCACCCAGGAUAGGCCCACAUCCACUCGAGACUGCUUUCAGGAGAUAGCCAAGACCCCCAAAACCAGUGAGCCUCAGGAGCAGGAUGGGAGCUGUCAGGACAGGCCCUGCUCUCCGGCUGGCUCCUCUCAGGAGGCAUCUGUUUCACAGGACAUGCCACACCCCUGCACCCUCAGCUCCUCCCUCGUGGCUGACUACUCAGACUCAGAGUGAGUAAGAUUCCAGGGACUGGACCCACUCCAGGAAGCCCCUCACAGACUACAGUCUCCCUCGCUCACAAGCCCUCAAAGAGCUCAGACACUACCCCCUCCCCAGACCUCACCUUCCCACGUCAUGAAGUUGUUAUUUAUUUGGUUCCAGAGAGGAUGUAUGUGCCUUGUAGGACCCCCCAAAUUAAAGCCUGCUUCUUUG